AUGGCUCCAAAGGCAGAGAAGAAACCCGCAUCCAAGGCUCCAGCUGAGAAGAAGCCAGCCGCCAAGAAGACUGCCUCUUCUGGUGAGCCAAAGAAGAAGUCCAAGACCAGAAAGGAGACCUACUCUUCUUACAUCUACAAGGUGUUGAAGCAAACCCACCCAGACACCGGUAUCUCUCAAAAGGCCAUGUCUAUCAUGAACUCUUUCGUCAACGACAUUUUCGAGAGAAUCGCCACCGAGGCUUCCAAGUUGGCUGCUUACAACAAGAAGUCCACCAUUUCUGCCAGAGAAAUCCAAACCGCUGUUAGAUUGAUCUUGCCUGGUGAGUUGGCCAAGCACGCUGUCUCUGAGGGUACUAGAGCUGUCACCAAGUACUCUACUGCUGCUAACUAA
Molecule: messenger RNA, 393 nt
Organism: Metschnikowia bicuspidata var. bicuspidata NRRL YB-4993
Lineage: Eukaryota; Fungi; Ascomycota; Pichiomycetes; Serinales; Metschnikowiaceae
Exons: 1
Coding region: 1-393 (130 amino acids)
Biological process (GO): nucleosome assembly
Cellular component (GO): nucleosome
Molecular function (GO): protein heterodimerization activity; structural constituent of chromatin; DNA binding
Source: RefSeq, a predicted model, not a curated record